This is a messenger RNA of Ornithodoros turicata, 1920 nucleotides long. RefSeq names its product acetylcholinesterase-like. Gene Ontology annotation, biological process: acetylcholine catabolic process; choline metabolic process. The record is from RefSeq and is a predicted model, not a curated record. Gene Ontology annotation, molecular function: acetylcholinesterase activity. NCBI's taxonomy places the organism in Eukaryota, Metazoa, Arthropoda, Arachnida, Ixodida, Argasidae. Bases 1 to 1920 code for a protein of 639 amino acids. Gene Ontology annotation, cellular component: plasma membrane. The transcript is spliced from 3 exons.
AUGGCUCUUCAUACCUACACGACUACGUUGAUUUACGUCUUGUGUUCGGGUGCUUUGCUUUGUGUGUGUGCUGACGACGAAGGGCGUCCGGUUAUCCGUACGGAAUAUGGACCUGUGGUGGGACAAAGGACUACCUACAACAAUACAAAUUUGGACGUGUUUUACGGUAUUCCAUACGCAAAACCGCCCCUCGGUGACUUGAGGUUCCUGAAGCCACAACCCCCAACUCCUUGGGAAGACGCUUUGGACGCUACCCGUAAGCCAACAGCGUGCCGACAGAUUGAGCUCGUGUUUUCUAAAAAUGCUACAUUUAGCUACGCUAAUGCCUCCGAGGACUGUCUCUACAUCAAUGUUAUCAGGCCAACCUGCUCCAACUCAACAGCGUGCGAGAAGCCUCUGCCAGUCAUGGUCUACGUUCACGGAGGCGCAUUUCAGUGGGGAGACUCGAGCUUAGUGUUCUUCGAUGGACGAAAUUUCGUAGCUGCUACCGGAAUUAUACUGGUGUCAUUCAACUACCGUGUUGGAGUGUUCGGCUUCCUGUCUACGGAAACUAAAGAACUUCCGGGUAAUAUGGGCCUCUGGGAUCAAAACAUGGCAUUGAAGUGGGUCAAAAACAACAUCGCUAGUUUUGGAGGAAACUCCGAAGAAAUUACGUUGUGCGGGCAGAGUGCUGGAGGCAUGUCUGUUGGAGUGCACGCGCUCUCGCCUCACAGUAAGGGAUUAUUCAAAAGAAUUAUCAUGCAAAGUGGCACGCCGCUCUCCAGCAUCAUGUCGCAAUCGUACAGGGGCGUUAGCAGGCUGCUUACCCUCGCAGGACUCCUCGAUUGCUAUGACAGACAUAGGAACUGGAUGGAGCAACUUCAAGACAUGCUGGAUUGUCUCAGAACGAAAGACGCUGGUGAUAUCAUUGCCACGGUGAGGAGGCAAAAAUACACGCAACAAAUAUUUGUCCCAGUGGUGGGCGAUGAUUUUGUUCCUGAAGAACCAAGGCACAUGAACCCACUCGUUGUGAAUUCUGCUCAAGUGUUUGCUGGAACUACCCUAAACGAAGGUACUCUCCUGGUUGAGAAUUUGCGAUACAUCUCCCCCGGCCUUUUUGAGGCUCUCAUGGGAGACUACCGAAUGGGAAUCACUCUCGCCACUAGUGUACUAGGAGGACUUACCCUAAGCGAGAGCAAGAGAAUUGUUCACAGCUAUUACGGAGGAUACGAUGUUCAGCACAACAACCAGAAAGUGAUUGAACUCCUCGCCGAAAUGGUUGGAGAUGCCGUUUUCCACUGUCCCGCCCAUUUCUAUCUUUCAGCUGCUUCUCAAAAAGGAGUCAAAUCGUAUCGAUAUAUUUUUGCGCACAGACCAUCUUACAGUGUUUGGCCAGGGUGGAUGGGUGCCACUCAUACAGAUGACAUACCUUUUACUCUCGGUUCCUUACCACACAUAAAGGAGCAGUUUAUGAACCUCAGUUCACGGGAGACGUCGUUGGCAAGACUACUUGGCAUGAAUGACUUUACGUACACCCCAAGUGAGGAGCAGUUCUUGCACGAAGACCUCAUGAUUUGGAAAUCUUUCGUCGUGAGCGGGACACCAACAAUACCGUCAUCGGACGAUGCAUGGCCAGAGUACACUGGAAGCACGCCGAACUUGGUAUACCUGCGCCCUCAAAACUAUACCAAAGGUCCAGCCCCCAAGCACCACAGAUGCAUGAUCUGGAAGAAGUACUUAACGAGGGAUAAUGUACACAGCGAGGUAUCCACACCAAAGCUCGGGAAAGUGAAGCCGAGCAAGAGCCCCAAACAGAAGACGAAACGUGUGAAUGCAAUUGACGAUAACAUAGCGUCAAAGGCUGAAAUAGUCCUUCCUUCCACAAUCGUAUUUCUUAGCAUUUCUGUUAGCUCCAUUGUUUUGAGGUCGUUUGCGGCGUAG